UGCCUCAUCCACGUCCUGCCACUAAGAUCUAGUCUACCCAACCGGCUGGAAGUCGUUGGAACAUUGGACACGUUCAGUCAUAGAAACACAGAAAUAUGUUGCUCGUCCUGGUCAUGCUGUUCGGCGCGUCCCUCGCCGCACUUCCUCAGUACAUUGUCCCAUGCAAAGACGGCCCGAAGCUCGUCGAGUGCACGAUCAAGAACGGCAACUCUGCAAUUCCAAAGCUGCACCCAGGUGAUCCAAAAUUCAAGAUCCCGACUCUCGAGCCCCUCAGCAUUACGAAGCUCGACGUGAGGGAUUCCUCGUCGAGAAACGUCGCCUUGAACCUCACAUUCACCAACCUAAAGAUCUACGGUUUAAAAGACGCCAAACUAGUCGGAGCUAUUAUGAACACGAAGGCUAAGCACGUCGAAUGGACCCUGGACAUACCCACCAUCACGGUUAAAUCGAUGUAUAAGGCGCAGGGGAAAUUCCUUGUCCUGCCAAUCAGAGGCGAAGGACCUUGCGAAAUCGUACUGGACAAGCCGAGGAUUGUAUUCAAAAUCGACUACAAAACUUUCACAUCCAAGGGUAUGGUAUUUGCCCAGCUUACCAAGACUGAGCUCAAGUACACGGCGGAGAGGGUGCACUUCAGACUUGAUAAACUUUUCAACGGGGAUAAAACCCUAGGUGACAACGUAAACCUCGCCCUCAACGAGAACUGGAAGGAGUUCAACAGGCAAAUGGGCCCUCCGAUCGCAGAAGGCAUCAAUCUCGUCCUGCGCCAAGUCAUAGCUAACAUAAUCAAAGGUGUCCCGUAUAAAGACAUUAUCAAGCCUUGAGACAAUCCAGACUGGUAGAAUUAAUUAGACGCUCCAAAAAUCAAUUCUUCCCCUUUCAUAAAUUAUUUAUUUAAUUCUCUCUAUUUAUAUUGUGUGCAAAAUUUUUAGAAAUAAUGAUAAACAUAGUUUAAAAAAAAUUAAAGUAAAAUU
Molecule: messenger RNA, 971 nt
Organism: Cimex lectularius (bed bug)
Lineage: Eukaryota; Metazoa; Arthropoda; Insecta; Hemiptera; Cimicidae
Product: protein takeout-like
Exons: 6
Coding region: 96-821 (241 amino acids)
Source: RefSeq, a predicted model, not a curated record